UGCCCUUGAUUUCAACCAAGUUGUGAUAUUUGUGAAGAGUGUUAGCAGGGCAGCAGAGUUGAACAAGCUGCUUUGCAAAUGCAACUUCCCUGCAAUCAGCAUCCAUUCUGGCAUGACGCAGGAAGAAAUGUUGACUCGAUACAAGAACUUCAAGGAAGGACACAAGAGGAUACUUGUGGCCACAGGUCUAGUGGGCAGAGGAAUUGAUAUUGAGCGUGUCAACAUCGUGAUAAACUACGACAUGCCUGAUUCAGCUGAUACAUACCUGCACAGGGUUGGAAGGGCUGGCCGUUUUGGCACCAAGGGGCUUGCUACAACUUUUGUUUCCUCGGCCUCGGACUCGGAUGUUCUUAACCAAGUGCAAGAGAGGUUCGAGGUUGACAUCAAGGAGCUGCCUGAGCAGAUUGACACUUCAACAUACAUGCCGUCAUAAACUCUGCUUCAUCCGAGGUGGAAGAAGCUGAAGAAGAUGCCACCAUGGAUUUGUUUUUGUCUGCGUCCCUGCUAGUGUCAGCACAGGGAGCAGCAGCUGUGUACCAUUUAGUAUUUUGUGCUUGUAGGCUGAAUUAUUAUUCUAGGACAUGCUGAAUGUAUUAUGCAGCAGAUGGAUGUUUUUGCUUAGUGUUUGAUUUGGUUAUAAUAU
Messenger RNA from Lolium rigidum, 643 nucleotides. RefSeq names its product DEAD-box ATP-dependent RNA helicase 15-like. The transcript has 5 exons. The record is from RefSeq and is a predicted model, not a curated record. Lineage: Eukaryota; Viridiplantae; Streptophyta; Magnoliopsida; Poales; Poaceae. The coding region runs from base 113 to 433 and encodes 106 amino acids. Gene Ontology annotation, molecular function: RNA helicase activity; RNA binding.